AUGCAUAAGUCUGAACUCGAGCGUGAUCGUCUAGCAAUGGAACUUGAAGACGAAAGGAGGUUAAGGGAGAUAUUAGAGCACCGGUUGGCCGAGCAAAAGAUGUCACAGAACCACAACAAUACUGACAUAUCAGUAGAGCAAUUUGCUGAUUCUAGCCAGCUAGACGUAUUAAAAACUCCAGAUUCUCAGCGGACACAGGAUGGAUUCAUUGCUAGCCGCUCACACUAUUUGAAGGAUGCAGAGUUCUGCCCAAUACCUGAAAAUUUAGGUUCUGUGGCUGAUGAGGAUCUCUGGAUGCAAUUGAAUAAAGAAUGCAUCACUGAUCUUGAUAUGCUUGAAAUGACAUCUGAUUUUAAAUGUCCUCCGUCCCCAGAAGAUACGACAGCGGUAAGUCCAGUUUCAAUUAUUUUUCUUUGA
Triticum turgidum subsp. durum (durum wheat) is the source of this 417-nucleotide messenger RNA. The record is from the annotation of a GenBank genome assembly. NCBI's taxonomy places the organism in Eukaryota, Viridiplantae, Streptophyta, Magnoliopsida, Poales, Poaceae.